AUGAGAGGUAAUGGAGCUUGGCACCACCUUUCGAUGGGCAAAUGCCGCCAAGGGAAUAGCAUUCCUAGGAACGCAUGUGUUAAAAUAAAUUUUUACUUGCUUUUUUGGGAAACCAAAUCCCGAAAAAAUUUAGUGAUUGAUUUUAGUGUGCCUCGCCGAGGCGGCGUCCCAUUACAAGAGCAAUCCAAAUAUGUAUUUUUAACUCCUUGGGUACCAUAUGCUUCGGCAAUACCAAUAAAGGAUUGCCGGUCUGAACUCUUGCAAUGGUAUUUAAAAUGCCAGGACUGCAUUUAUAGCCCAUGGGAAGGCGGGUGA
Trypanosoma theileri is the source of this 315-nucleotide messenger RNA. RefSeq lists its product as uncharacterized. The transcript has a single exon. Lineage: Eukaryota; Euglenozoa; Kinetoplastea; Trypanosomatida; Trypanosomatidae. The record is from RefSeq and is a predicted model, not a curated record. Bases 1 to 315 code for a protein of 104 amino acids.